GAUUUGAGAGAGACGAGAAAAACAGAGAGGAGGCAGCAGCGCAGCCGCCGGCCGCCGUGCUCCUCCUCGGCCGCCGCUCCCGCGCUCUCCGACGCCGUGGCUGCCCGCCAAAUGCUUCGCAGCUGCCAUCUCCUCCUCGGCGGCGGCAGCCCGCCCAUAACGCCGGCCUCGUGCUGCCAUCUCCCUCUGGCGCAUUUCCUCAAACACCUGCUGGGCAGCCAUGCCGGCCUCUCCCACGCCGUGGCAGACCCGUGCUCCCUCACGCUCCACUUCCUCCGCAACUCCUGCGGCCUCUCGGAGCCCGCCGCCGCCAAGAUCGCCGCGCGCGUCCACCUUCGCUCCACCAAGAAGGCGCACGCCGUCCUCGCCCUCUUCCGCGGCCUCGGCCUGGCGGGCGCCGACCUCGCCCGCGUCGUGGCCGCCGCUCCGGAGAUGCUCAACUACCGCGCCGACGCCAUCCUCGCGCCCAAGGUCGAUUUCUUCCGCCGGGACCUGGGCCUCACGGACGACAACAUCCGCAAGAUCAUCCUCGCCAACCCAUACCGCUCCCUCUGCUUCAGCCUCGAGCGCCGCCUCCGCCCAAACUACCUCCUCCUCAGGGAACUCCUCGGCACCGACCAGAACGUGCACGACGCCGUCAAGAACUGCUUGGAGCUCAUCCACGGCAACAUCCGCUCCGACCUGCUCCCCAAGGUCAAGGUCCUACGCGAUCAUGGCGCCACGGACGCUGUCAUCGUCAAGCUGGUCACCACGCACCCCAGGUCGCUCAUUCACAGGUCCUCCUCCUUCAGUGAGAGCUUGGCUGCCAUGAAAGAGCUUGGGGUCAGCCCGUCCUCUGGUAUCUUCCCUUACGCCUUUGGGCUAUUUGCCAGGCUGCAUCCGGUGACCUGGAAACGCAGGAUCAACAAUUAUCUCAGCUUGGGGUGGACAGAGGAGCUGGUGAAGCAGGCCUUUGUCAGGCACCCCUACUGCAUGUCUGUAUCUGAUGACAAAGUGAGGCGUAUAUCGCACUUCUUUGCCGAUAAGCUUGGAUGGAGCCCAGAGUAUGUUUCGGCUAGCCCGAUGCUUAUCUCGCUCAGUUACGAGAAGCGGCUCCUACCAAGGUACCGGGUGCUAGACAUAUUGGUGUCAAGGGGUGUCAUCAGGCGCAUCCGAAUAAGCCACUUGAUACUGGGGGAGAAGAAGUUCAUGGAGAAGUAUGUCACUGGUUACCAGCGAACGAUCCCUGAAGUACUGGAAGCUUAUAGAGGAGCUGGGACAGACAGCGCUGUGGCUGUGAAAUAGCUGGAAGAUGCCGCCGCGCUCUACCCUGCACAAAGAACUGCAGGCUCUGUCAGAAAAGACCGUGCUGAUCCAUUGUCCUAUGAUUUGUCAUAUGGAUCGGAGGGGGUAGCAGAUAUGAUGAUAUAAUUUAACUGUCUGUUAAAAUCCUACUCCCUCCGUAAAGGAAUAUUAGAGCAUUUACAUCACUAAAAUAGUGUUUUAAAUGCUCUUAUAUUUCUUUACGUAUGGAGUAUAAUGUUUUUCUCGUCCCAAUGAGCUCUCGGGUGCUAGGCUCCAACCAGGUUAACAUCAUGUAUAAAGCUUGAUGCUUUGCAAAGAGCCUUUGAUUCACUACGAAGAGACUGUCGAGUUCCAUUCAAGUGAUUGUACCCAAA
This is a messenger RNA of Hordeum vulgare subsp. vulgare (domesticated barley), 1658 nucleotides long. RefSeq lists its product as uncharacterized. Lineage: Eukaryota; Viridiplantae; Streptophyta; Magnoliopsida; Poales; Poaceae. Bases 112 to 1284 code for a protein of 390 amino acids. The transcript is spliced from 2 exons. Gene Ontology annotation, molecular function: double-stranded DNA binding. Gene Ontology annotation, biological process: chloroplast organization; regulation of DNA-templated transcription. The record is from RefSeq and is a predicted model, not a curated record. Gene Ontology annotation, cellular component: chloroplast.